GUUCAGAUCAGUUCGUUGCGAGCGCACGACUGAGCUGCCCAGUUGCCUCCACCGCUUUUCAAAGCGGUCCGCGUCGAACGAUUUUUUCUUGCGGCUCCCCGAACACACAAAAUUCCCAACAACAAAAAAACAUUAAACGCUUAUGGAAAUCUAACUGAAAUGUUUACGGCUUAACAGGCAAAAAAUACAAAUAUACUGUGCAAAGUUGAAUAUUUUGAAUGGCCCGCGGGAAGUGCUUGCAAAUGCGUCGGAAUAUCCAAUAGAUACCAAAAAUAAAGUGGCAAAAAAUACAAGUGACGUGUGUGCAGUGGUCUAUAUAAAAUAUGCAAACAUAUAUAUCGGUGUAGCCAGCAGAUCGACAUUGUAAUAACAUGGAGCUGACCAACUUUUCAAGCGGUAAGAAGAUGUCACGCGAGGAGCGACGCUACUCGGUGCCCCACGGACCCAACACUCCGCUGCCACCUGCGGCAUCCGAGGAUCUGCAUGCCUGGUCCAUCUACAGGCAAAACCUCAACUCCGACUUCACCGACUCGGCGCUGGGCUCGUCGGACAAAUCACCGCUGCCAUAUGGAAACUUCCAGCUACGCGAUACCACAGUUCAAUCAAUCUUAAAUCAUCCGCGCUACGGACCCAAAUCUCCAUUGGGCUCAAAUAUGUACACAUACUUGAAGUUCGGACUGCCGCGUGUCUUUCCGCCGAAUGCCGGAUCGCAGCGGUCGCAUCGUCCAGGUCCGGGACCUGGUCUGGGAUCGGGUCCGGGUCACGGUGGCUCCAGUGCGCUGGGCGGAGUGCGUGGCCGGGUCAACCGCGCCUUCCGCGACAGUUCGGCUGGGGCGGUGGGCGUGGCCGGAGCCGGGAGCAGUGGCUACGACAGCAGUGACAACGAGACGACCCGCAGCCGGGUGCCGCCCAAUCUGCGGAAGUACCGCAGCGAGUCGGACUUCCGAGCCAUCGGCGGCAUGCCGCACUCGCGUCCGGAGUCCCGGGCUCAGAUGGGAGGAGGCGGAGGAGGAGGUGUCCCAGUGGCCGCUUUGCGCCAGGCCAACAGCCGGGCCAGCAUUGCGGUGGGCCAGCACCACCACCACCAGAUGCAGCAACAGCAGAUGCACCAGCACCACCAGCAGUACAUGGGCAACGGGAAGCACUACGGGCACAGGUCGCACAGCGAGGCGGAUCUGCUGGGAGCGGGACUGAGCCAGGUGGACGGAGGUGGUGGCCUGGGCUAUGACUACAACGAGGCGCGGUUGUACGGCAGCUCCAGGCAGUACGGCAACGGAAAUGGUCACGGAAAUCAUCACGGACAGCCAGGCAGCCGCAAGCAGUCGGGCAUGGGUCUGAUCUACCCCAACAUCCAGGUGCACUGUCUCGAUGUGAAUCCCUGCCUGCGCGGCGUGUCCAUGCAGGCCAAGGCGGGGGACCUGUUCGCCAUCAUGGCCACGUCGCAAAGGGAGGGCAGUGCUCUGGCCGAGUGCCUGGCGGGAUUGAGUGAGCGGCUGGGCGGUGAGAUCCUCAUCAACGGGCAGCAGAUGAGCCGGCGUGGAUUGAGGGAGCUGUGCAGCUAUGUGCCCGCAUUGGAGGUCUCCUCCCUGGAUCCCCGCAUGAGUGUCCAGUGCACUCUGAACUUCCAUGCCGCGCUGCGAGGUCCGCUGGAUCGCAGCGACCUGGAGGAGCGCAUGGAUGUGCUCAUAGAGGAUCUGGGGCUGAACACGGUGCGUGCCUCCAAUGUGUCCACUCUAACCCACUCGGAGAAGCAGCGCUUGAGUGUGGCCUGCCAGCUGCUGGCCCAGUCCUCGCUGCUGAUCCUCGAUCAGGUGACCAGCAACAUGGACAUCUUCGACACCUUCUUCCUGGUCGAGUACCUGCGGCAGUGGUGCAGCGGCGGGCGCAUCGUCAUCAUGACCCUCCAGCCGCCCACCUUCGAGAUCCUGUCCAUGUGCUCCGGCGUGCUGCUGCUCUCCGGCGGCAGGACCGUCUUCUCCGGCAGUCGGGCCGACCUGCCGCGGCACAUGGGCGAGCUGGGCUAUCCGUGCCCGCCCUUCAAGAACCCGGCGGACUACUACUUGGACCUGGUGACUUUGGAUGACCUUUCGGCGGCCGCCAUGCUAGAGUCCUCGGCCCGCAUUGAAUCGCUGGCCAAUGCCUGGGACCAGAUCAACUCGGAGCCCCCACUGGCCGCCCCGCCCGCCUCGCUGCCCAACUUCACGCUAAAGGCAGGCUUCUUUGGCCAGAUCAGCGCCCUGAUCAAACGCUUUGCCGGCUACAAGCAGCCGGGAUCCCUGCUCACCUGGAUCAGCAAGCUCAUCGCAGCAGCGGUGCUGUCCCUGUGCAUCGGCUGCAUCUUCUGGGACGUGCCCGCCUCCGAUCCGCAGCUGAGUUACCACGAUCGGCUGGGCUACCACCACUGCGUCAUGGUGCUGGUGUACUGGCCACUGGUGAUGCUCACCAUCCGGGACACGCAAGAGGAUCGCCGCCAUGCGGAAAGGGACAUCCGCCUGGGACUGUACACCAGGAGUCUCUACAUCAUUGUGCAGAGUCUUCUGGGCCUGUUCCCCAGCCUUUGUAUCUGGCUGGCCUAUCUGUUGCCGGCCCACAGCAUGGCAGGACUUUACACCUACUCGAACAGCAGCGAUACGGGCAUAUACUUGUACAUGGGCUACAUGCUGCUCUACUUGACGCUCAUCCAGACACUGGCCCUGUUCUGUGCCCACCUGCUGCCCUGCAAGGUCUCGGCCAGCCUGGUUAAUGGACUGACCAGCCUGGCAGUGGCGGCGGUGGGCGGCUACCUGGUGCAUCCCCAGAACCUGGCCCAGUUCUGGUCCUGGCUGCAGUUCGUCUCGCCGGAACGGUGGCUCCUGCCCGUCCUGGUGCAGGAUGAGUACAGUGCCGAGACGUUGUCCAACUCCGCCGGACUGCAGUUGUGCCGCAACAAGCAGGUGCAGCACCAGGAGAUCAUUGUGCAGCAGCCCUGCCCGCCGCCCAACGGCACCCAAGUGCUAGUCGACUUCGAGCUGCUGCCCCAGCAGCACGUGCUGGACCCCACUCCCAGCUACGACCAGACCACCUCGGUGGCCCUGGUCCUGGCCUCGGUGCUCGUCUUCUGCGCCACCUUCAUCGUCUUUUUGUGCAAUUGUCGCAGGGCCUGUCGGAGGCAGCGCAGCCGAUAGGCUGCGUCCGCGGCCAGGAGCUGGCCAGGAUCUGCAACACGGAUGUCCCAUGGUCCAGGCUCCCGAACUGUACAUUCCAUAGAAACUAGUUCUUGAAAUAAAUAGUGUUUAGUCGAUGCAGCGUUCGUUUAACUAACUAAA
Molecule: messenger RNA, 3305 nt
Organism: Drosophila gunungcola (fruit fly)
Lineage: Eukaryota; Metazoa; Arthropoda; Insecta; Diptera; Drosophilidae
Product: ATP-binding cassette sub-family G member 8
Exons: 8
Coding region: 372-3164 (930 amino acids)
Cellular component (GO): plasma membrane
Molecular function (GO): ATP hydrolysis activity; ATP binding; ABC-type transporter activity
Source: RefSeq, a predicted model, not a curated record